Danaus chrysippus (African queen) is the source of this 525-nucleotide messenger RNA. NCBI's taxonomy places the organism in Eukaryota, Metazoa, Arthropoda, Insecta, Lepidoptera, Nymphalidae. The record is from the annotation of a GenBank genome assembly.
AUGGCCAAUCAUCUUUUGCGCCGAGCGCUGUUUGAUGCUAUCCGUGUGCCGGUUGGAACCCGUGCUUCUAGUGAAAUUGCCAAGAUCGGUGAUCGUGAGUGGGUAGGUUAUGGUUUCAAUGGCCGUCCUAACUACGUAGACAGGAAUGACUUCCCCUUACCCGCUGUUAGGUUCAGGCCUGACACACCCGAUGUUAAGGUUCUCCGUGAAAAGGAAAAGGGUGACUGGCGUAAGUUGACCCUCGAGGAGAAGAAAGCUUUGUACCGAGCUUCCUUCUGUCAGACCUUUGCUGAAUUCCAAGCACCCACGGGAGAGUGGAAGGGAGCCCUCGGCUGGGCCCUUGUUAUGGCAUCCAUGUCUUUAUGGUUCUACAUGGCCAUGAAGAAGUUUGUGUACAGCCCCCUGCCCGAGUCCUUCAGUGAGGAGUCUCAGAAGGCUCAGCUGAAGCGUAUGUUGGACUUGAAGAUGAACCCUGUGGACGGCCUGGCCUCCAAGUGGGACUAUGAGAACAACCGCUGGAAGUAA